AUGAAUAUGUCUACGUCAAAGGCCCAGAAUGGCCGGGAAACUCCUCAACCGGGUCCAUUUGGCUAUUCUUUCCUCUCUCCGAUGGAUACGCCGUAUGAACCCGCUCCCGCGCCGCCGCCUGGCCCAGCGCUCCUUGAUGAUAAUGAAUCCAAUAUGCUUGACAACUUUUUCACGACGAUGAACUCGAACAGUUUCUCGAACGAUUUUUGGAUGCGCAGUCAACAAAACAACAACAGUAACAACAAGUUAUUAGAACCCUACAGUUUCGAUUGGACAAACGAGCUUCCGCCGACUUUUGAAGGUUCGACAACUUCGCUCUCGCAACCGGUUUUUCCUCGUCAAGACAUUGAGAAGCCCAAUGGGCCUCCGUUGUCAAAUAAUACAGAUACCAGCUCGGAUAUACUUGCGGCUGCGUCCAUGCUUUAUGGGAAUGGGUUACAAGGAACUGGGCUUAAUCCUAUCUUUGACCAGCAAAGGCAGUUCUCAAAUGAGGGUCUGCCUGACUCUGGCAACAACCCUGGUUUCAACAUACAGCCUAGUCAUCACGAGCCAUCCGAGCAACCGAACGACAAUCCGCGUACAAAUCUACCCACUGGCUUUCAUACAUCAGAAAUGCUUUUUGAUACUCAUAAGCCAAUACCAGCUGAUCAACGGGCAUCGAAAGUGCGAACUCUUCACUGGGGCUCCGACAUCAGUUUCAUGGAUCGUGGUUACUUGGCGCCACCGGAUCAGCCCAAUGAGGAGGAACAAACUAAGGGUUUAUUGGAUAAUCUUCAAUGCCUUGAACCACAGAGCAGUGCGGCCAAUACUCGAGCACCUAGCCCAGAACGUACCGCUGGCGGUCUUGACGCUAGGACGGGGUCUACUAGCAACAUGCAGCAUUCAAGGAGCGCGUAUCAAGAUACGAUGGAUGAAGAUCCACAACCCAAGAAGAGACAGAAAACCCUUAUUAAAACAGAGGAAGAUAACUCGGAUGAAGAAAGCUUGAAGACAAGAAGGAGAUCAAAGAGUAGUGGGUAUACCAAACCACGCCGUGGCUCGAAUGAUUCAUUCCGUAAAUCGAAAGCAGGGGCUAAGGCAGCCAGAGAAAAUCUUUCAGAGGAGCAGAAACGGAAUAACCAUAUUUUAUCUGAGCAGAAACGUCGAAACCUCAUCAGGCAGGGCUUCGAUGAUAUGUGCUCGCUUGUCCCUGGGCUAAGAGGUGGCGGCUUUAGCAAAAGCGCCAUGCUCACACAAGCUGCUGACUGGCUAGAGGAUAUGAUGCGUGGAAAUGAAAUCCUCAAAGGACAGUUGGUAGACUUAAAGAACACGAACGGCGGCUUCGUAACACCCCGGUGA
Molecule: messenger RNA, 1338 nt
Organism: Aspergillus ruber CBS 135680
Lineage: Eukaryota; Fungi; Ascomycota; Eurotiomycetes; Eurotiales; Aspergillaceae
Product: basic helix-loop-helix domain-containing protein
Exons: 2
Coding region: 1-1338 (445 amino acids)
Biological process (GO): regulation of transcription by RNA polymerase II
Molecular function (GO): protein dimerization activity; DNA-binding transcription factor activity, RNA polymerase II-specific; RNA polymerase II cis-regulatory region sequence-specific DNA binding
Source: RefSeq, a predicted model, not a curated record